Daphnia magna is the source of this 938-nucleotide messenger RNA. RefSeq names its product UPF0565 protein C2orf69 homolog. The transcript is spliced from 3 exons. Lineage: Eukaryota; Metazoa; Arthropoda; Branchiopoda; Diplostraca; Daphniidae. The record is from RefSeq and is a predicted model, not a curated record. Gene Ontology annotation, cellular component: mitochondrion. The coding region runs from base 8 to 835 and encodes 275 amino acids.
AUUAAACAUGACUACAAUUUCUCAGCGGCUGUUGGCAGUUGCUGGCCACAAUCAGUGUGCUAAUGAUGUAAUUUUCGUCCAAAAGCAAACUUCAACUCAGCCAGCUUCUGUAGUGGUAUUCUUCGGAGGAGACGUUCAGGAUUAUCCUGAAAAUAUGAAAAGUCAUCGGGACCAUGGAGCAUAUGUUGACUACAAUUUAGAAGCAAUAGCUGAAAUUUUAGCUGCAAAAUUUCCUGACAGCUUCAUAUGUGUCAUACGGCCUGCAAAGAUUGAGUUGAAGACAUUCAGUUGCUUCUCUAACUUUGUGUUUUGCAACCAUAUUGGCAGCCCUACUCAUUUACCAAAUAAUAAUGCUCUUCUCCAUUUGAGCACAUUGCUUCAAUCAAUUGCAGAACGAACUAGAUUUUCUGAAAUUGGUUAUGGAUCCCCUUUGGUAAUCAUUGGGUUUUCCAAAGGCUGUGUUGUCCUUAAUCAAUUUCUUCAUGAAUUUCAAUAUUUUAACCAUCUCCCAAUAGACAAUAAAAGUCAUGUUAGUGCUCUGAUAGGACGUAUUAAAAAAAUGAUUUGGUUAGAUGGUGGACAUUCAGGUGGAAAAGAUACUUGGGUGACUUCAUCUCAAACACUUUCUUCUUUAAAAGGAAUGGAUAUAAUGGUAGAUAUUCACGUUACUCCAUAUCAAAUAAAUGACGAUCGUCGACCUUGGAUAGGUAAAGAGGAAAAGCAGUUUUAUUUAACACUAAAAAAAAUGGGAAUCACUCUCUUCCGAAAAGUACAUUUCGCAGAAGACCCGCCUUCGCUGCAAAACCACUUUCUGCUUCUCAAAUUAUUUUGUUGAAGUAUUCAUCCACGUGUACAAAAAUUGUAAUUUACUGCCCGCUAAAUAAUUUACAAAAUAAAAGACAUUGCGAAUAAAGCAAAGCACUCAUUUCUCAACGUCA